AUGGGAAAUUGUUUAACACGGAGUUAUACUAACGGCCCAAUUAGCUCCAGCCGCCCGCAUAGCACUACUGAAAAGGAGGGCGUCCCGUCACUCGAGGCGACGCCGCGAAAACAGUCAUCUGAAGUAAAGUCUUCCUUCGAAACAGCUCAAGCCGUGGCGAAACCUAUCUCUUCCGCCUCUCUUCCCCGCGCAGCAGCUACGGGGAGCGCCGCUAGUAAUGGUAGCGCUUCAGCCGCUCCUCUCCCCGCGCGAAGCGCACUCCCCGCAUCAGUGGAGACUGCAAGACCCGCGAAGCCCGACGGUCUUGGCAGUAAAGCGCAGGAUUCCGCGCAAGUUGCGCCUGCGCUUCCCCCUGAUUUAUUCGGGCAGCCCGUGAAAGAAAAUUCUCUAGGGAGGAAGCAUGGCCUUGGCGGGGAGGCGGCGGCAGCGCGCGCGGGCAUGGAUGGCGGAACCGGGGACUGGGCGGCGAAAAUGGCGGAGCCUGGCGCAGUGAGGAACGGCUCGGUUAAGGUGCUCCCGCCGACGCCCAUGUUCGCGCACCUGGGGAACGUGCGGAAAGCGGGAAGCGGAGAGGCGCGCGCAGAGGGGCAUGCGCGUAGGCCCCGGCGAAGCGGAAUGGGCGCGCGGGGCGAGGAGGGGGAAGGUGCGGGAAGCGGAGGCGGGUCGAGGUCCGGGUCGGGGAGAUUGUGGGUGUUUGGGGGUUCCGCGGGCGGAAGCAGCGGAUCGCGCAGGGGCAUGAGCGCAACGGCUGCAGCAGCGGUGGCGGGGGGGGGGGGCGCAAGCGCGGGACCUGUUGACGUUCAUGCUCUUGGCGCAGCUGUGUCAGCAGCACUGCCCCGUCCGUUCGUCCCCUUCCUCCCGCCCCCCCCUCGCCCGUCCAGCCCCCGCUGCCUCUCCCCAUCCAGCCCCCGCUGCCUCUCCCCAUCCGCCCCCCGCUGCCUGCCUCUCCCCAUCCCAGCAGGAAACUGCCCUGCAAAAUCCCAGCAGGCGACUGCCUUGCGGGAGGGGCGGACCAUGUGUGAGCUGCUGAACGUGCAGCAGCGGGGCAAGGGGCGGCAUUUGCUGAUCAUGGCGCAUGGCUUUGGUGCCAACCACACUGUGAGUGGGGAGAGGGAUUCGACUGGGCAAUGGAAAGACGUGGUGGAGCUGAUGAGUGCAGACCGCUUCACCCAAUGGAAGGGCGUGGUGGAGCUGAUGAGUGCAGACCGCUUCACCGUGCUGCUCUUUGACUUCAUCGGCGCACAUGGCGCCCAGCACGACCUGUUUGACCCCGUGCGCUACGUGUCCCUCAAGGGCUUUGCUGAUGACGUGGCACUGCUGCUGGACGAGCUGGGGAUCCAGGCAUCAUCCUCGUGGCAGGAGGUGACGUUCAUAGGGCACCAGCAGGCGGGCAUGGUGGGGCUGCUGCUCGCACUGCAGAGGCCAGACCUCUUCCACCGAGUCAUCACGCUCGCCUCCUCGCCCAGAUUGCUGUCAGACGUGGGAUAUGCGGGCGGGUUUGAGCUGCAUGAUCUAGACCAGGUGUUUGGCGUCAUGCAAUCUAACUAUACGAUGUGGGCAGCGGGGUGCAUGCCAGUGCUCACACCAGACGACAUUCGACUGCCCCACGUGCGCGACUUCACUCGCCCGCUCUUCUCCCUCCGCCCAGACGUCGCUUUUGCGCUGCUCAAAACCACCUUCGCCUGUGACGUGCGCGCGGUGCUGCCAGAG
Messenger RNA from Closterium sp. Naga37s-1, 1710 nucleotides. The record is from the annotation of a GenBank genome assembly. NCBI's taxonomy places the organism in Eukaryota, Viridiplantae, Streptophyta, Zygnematophyceae, Desmidiales, Closteriaceae.